CUCAGAGCCGAGCAGUGGCCGUCAAACGCGACUUCGGAGCUUAAGUGGAGAUUUUGUAUUACUUUAUCUUUUUUUAAUCCGGAGGAGAAAAGCCGCCGUGCAGCCGCUGGUCUCCGUAGGGCGAAGUCACCGCUGGGGACCGGGAGGAAAGACCUGUUGCCCGGCUGUGUUUGUGCGUGACUCCUCGCCGCGUCGGAGCCAAGAUGUUGCUUUGUGGACGGGAUGGCGUCGGCUCCCGCUGGUGUGCGCACACAUAAGCCUCGCCGGAGUACGAACCUUUCCCUCCCGAGUGUUUCUGUAGCUCGUCCUCUCCGGGAAGAUGCAUGUGUCUCUGGCCGAAGCCCUGGAGGUCCGAGGAGGUCCGCUCCAGGAGGAGGAGGUCUGGGCGGUGCUCAGCCAGAGUGCGGAGAGCCUCCAAGAACUCUUUCAUAAAGACCCUUCAGCCAUGGGCUUCAUCAUCUCUCCCUGGUCCCUCUUGCUCAUGCCCUCGGGCAACAUCUCAUUCACGGACGAAUAUGUGACCCAGCAGGACUUGAGAGCGUUCACAGCCCCUGAGGUCCUGGAGGGGCUUUCCUUGACUUCAGUCUCGGACAUUGAGAAGAUGCACAUGUACUCUCUGGGGAUGACCCUGUUCUGGGGAGCGGAUUACGAGAUCCCCCAAAGUCAGCCUAUGAAGUUGGGGGAACACCUGAACAGCCUGCUCCUCAACAUGUGCGAUGACGUCACAAUAAGUCGAAUGUCGCUGCGCACGGUGCUGGACAUCUGCAGCAAACACAUCCGAAACUCCACCUGUGACCCUCCCUUCUCCUACAUCCGAAAACUGGUCCGCUUGGUACUGGGCAGCCUUUCUCAGCUGGACGGUCUGUUGACUGAUAGAGAGUCUCUUCCGGAGCGGAGUAAGGAGAUUCGAGAGAGGCUGAGGGGAAAAGGUUUACCCUUGGGGAGGAGCGCCGCCCCCAGGGUUCUGGAGCGCUAUCGAGCCAGGACUCAGGAGCAGACAUCUCUUAACCGGGGCCUCAGUCGCUCCAUGGGAUCCCUACAGGGCCUGUUGAAGGGCGAGGAGGGGGCAGCCCAGCAGUAUCACCUGUCUGACUAUCACCACAGCUCCGAAUCCCCCACGGAACUUUACUCCAAACACCCCUCACUUCACCACCAGCACUCCUAUCCCUACCUGCACCCUCUUCACCCACAGCAAAAAGGCCGGCCGGUGGAACUGGACCGGAGGUCUUUACCCUACCACACUGGUGAUUUAGGCCCCAUUCAAGCCAGGAAGACUUGGGCUUCCUCUGUUGACUUGGCCUGCAUAGACCCAGAUGCUCUUCGUUUUGGGGCACUGGAGGAUGCUCGAAGGGGCAGCUCUGCUCUAAGUACCCACUCUAUAGGGAGGCACAAAUUGGCAUUGAGGCCAUCCAGGGAGAAGGACUCUUUCUACCCUGAGUUUACGGGGCUGAAGAGCAGGAAGCCUCAUCACCAUUCAGCCAUGUCGGUGGGCUCAGGCCUUCCUGGCGCCUAUGACAGGAUCAAGGAGAGACAGAGGAAACUUCAGGUGCUAAGGCACGCAGUAGAUGACCCAGUCCACACCCACCAGCGGUACAACAGUGAUUACAGUUCAUCCAGUGAAAGCCCCUCAGUGGCCUCCUCAGAUCCAGACUACAGACAAGCAAAGAAGCCGAGCGAGGCGCGGCGGUUCGGCUCCCAGCUGGCACUUUCCUCUGAACACGAUGUCCUGACGCUGACGAGUCACAACACACACAGGCACAGGCAGUAUGAAGGAGCUGAUGAAGGUCUGGGUGGCGCCGAGCUGCUCCUCCAGAAGCAGGAGGAGGAGGUGCAGCGGCUCCAGGCCCACCUGGCCAGCAGGCUGUCCAGGGCCAACCUCUACUCCGCAGACGAACCCCUGGCCCCAUCGCGCACCUCCAUGCUCGACCUUCGAGACCCCCUCUUCACCUCUUCUCUGCCACUCCGCAAACCCAAGAACUUCCUUGGGCCUGAGUUCGUGAAGAUGUCCAGCGAGCCCUGCGUAGCCUUAUCUGUUCCCUCUUCAAUAAUGAAACGUGGGAAGAUAGAGGAUGUGCAGAGAAAGGUGGGUGUGGUACUGCUGAAUGGCCAAAAGCUGGAGGUGAGCUGUGACAUCAAGGCGGUGUGUAAGGACGUCCUUGACAUGGUGGUUGCCCACAUCGGGCUUGUGGAGCACCAUCUCUUCGGCCUUGCAUACCUCAGAGAAACUGAAUUCUUCUUCGUCGAUCCCGAUGCCAAACUCUCCAAAGUGGCCCCAGACGGAUGGAAGGAGGAUCCUAAGAAGAAGAAAAGUGACGUGCCUUUUAACCUUUUCUUACGCAUCAAAUUCUUCCUUGAGGACAUCGGUCUCAUUCAGCAUGCCAUGACCAAACAUCAGUACUAUCUACAGCUGCGGAAGGAUAUCUUGGAGGAGAGGAUGCGCUGUGACAUAGAGAAUGCCAUGGUACUUUCGUCACUGGCGCUGCAGAAUGAAUUCGGGGACUACCAACCUGAGCUCCAUGGGAAGACCUAUUUCCGACUGGAACACUACCUGCCUGCAACCAUCCUGGAUAAGGUGGACCAAGCGACCCUCAAAGAGGAGCUGCCUAAACUUCACAGAAACUACUACGGAGUGUCUGAGUUGGAGGCAGAGUCUGAAUUCAUUGAGGUGAGCCAGAGGCUGACCGAGUACGGAGUCCACUUUCAUCGGGUGCUUCCUGAGAAGAGGUCUCAGACAGGCAUCAUGCUGGGUGUCUUUUCCAAAGGGGUGCUCAUCUUUGAAGUCCUUAACGGAAACCGUACCCCUGUGCUAAGGUUCCCCUGGAGGGACACGAAAAAGAUUUCCUUUGCAAAAAAGAAGGUUUGCCUGCAGAACACAUCAGAUGGGAUCAAGCAUCUGUUUCAGACAGACAGCAACAAGACGUGUCAGUAUCUGCUCCAGCUCUGCUCCGAUCAGCACAAGUUCCACCUGCAGAUGAAGGCCCGCCAAAACAACCAGGAGCUGCAGGAGUUAGAGAACUCCCCCCUGAGCAUUCUGCAGCAGUCUCUUGACCAUCGCAGUGGAGACUCGGUGGGAAGGACCUUCAGCUCAGGCAGUCUGGCCCCCACCUUAUCAACGCGCUCCAACCCAGACCAACUGAAGAGGAUCUCGUACUCGGAGGUGGCCCUCAACAAGCCACCCUCCGGCCAUAUGAUUGUCCAAGACAGACUUUGCUUCCCGGGUUUCAAUCCCGUGGCCUCCACGUCCCUUUCCAACCCCCGAACAAUGAGCCGCUCUCACCACAACCUCGGGCAGAUGCCGGAGUCUCCAGAGUACAGAGUGGCAGAGUCACAUCGUGGCCAGUCGCACAGUGGACCGAGUCAGCCACAGCCCAACCAAGUGGCCCCUCACUUCCAGCAACACCAGCGAGCCAGCUCCGACACGGACUCUCUGAUGCAGCAACAGGACAAGUCAUUCAGCACAGCGUCCUACAGCAGCCCGACCUGGAGCCUCAGCAUGUCCAAGAAAGAAUCUGACUCUUCUUCCAUGGAGGACAAUGGCCAAGCUUAUGUAGUAGGGGUCAGUAUGAACAGCUCCUCGGCCCCCCCCUCAACCCCAGCCUCUGUUAAUGAUUCCCUCAUGAAAAAGCUCAAUGCCUUACCGUCCCCAGAGAGAGAGAUCACAACUGUAAACCUGAAGAAAGAUGUGAAAUAUGGCCUAGGGUUCCAGGUUGUUGGAGGGGAGAACUCUGGUCGUUCGGAUCUUGGUACCAUCAUUAGCUCCAUCACUCCUGGGGGUCCUGCUGACGUCAACGGCUGCCUCAAACCUGGUGACCGGCUGAUCUCUGUGAAUGAAUUAAACCUAGAUGGGCUCUCUCACGCCUCCACGCUCGAAAUCCUUCAGAAAGCUCCGGAUGACAUCACUCUGGUGGUGUCACAGCCCAAGGAGAGGCUCUACAAAGAGUCUUCUUCAAGCCAUGUCCCCAACCAGGCCAAGUCUUCACUGACUGCACUUAGAUCUGCCCUGAGACGAGAAGCAGACGUUGAUAUCUCGUCGGAGGAGCAGAUGGAAACGAGAAGCCCCAGCCCUCCACCCGAUAGUCCUGGUCCACCAUCAGCUGCCUCGUCCACUGUCCCCCAGCACUCCAGCUUCAGUUCUCAGGACUCCAGGAUGAGCACUUUCGCGAAAAUCAGCCAGCCCCCUGUUAACGGAGUUCAACAGUGCCUAGAUAGAGUUGCGGCUGUUCCCACAGUUGCAUCCUCUUCCCAACAUCUGAGACCAGAACCUAACGUGGACAUGGAUCCUGCGCCGCCGGCUCUGCCUCCCAAAACCAGAAAAGCUAAAGUGGCAGAAGCUCCCAAAGUUUCCGAGCACUCCGACUGGGGGGAUUCAGACAUGGAUGAGGAGACGUAUUCCAAUAGUCAAGAGAAACACAAAGUCAAAAAGGAACACAUCGUGGAAAAUGUAAAUGGUAAUGCCCCAGGGGUCAAUAGUCUCCGACCAGGAGAACUAGUUGACAUUGAGCUGUCCAAAAAAGACAGCAGCCUGGGCAUAAGUGUCACGGUACUGUUCGGCAAGGGCGGAGUCAACACAACCGUUCGUCAUGGAGGCAUCUACGUCAAAGCCAUCAUUCCGUCAGGUGCAGCAGAGCUGGAUGGAAGGAUACAGAAAGGUGACCGCGUCGUGGCCGUCAAUGGAAGGAGUCUGGAGGGAGCCACUCAUCAGCAGGCGGUAGAGUCUCUCAGGGACACUGGGCAGACAGUGCACUUGCUGCUGGAGAAGGGUCACCCGCCUGCAGACAGAAUCCAGACUCCCCUCACACCUCAGCGCACUCCACCUCAUGCCGGCAGCAACCGAGAACAGGCCAAGAACAGAGAGCAGCCGCCGGAGGUCAAAGUGAAACCAGAGUACAGCUUUAUCACACAAGACAAUGUGUUUGAGGUUCUUCUCCUGAAGAACACCUCAGGGCUGGGCUUCAGUUUUAGUCGAGAGGAGAACAUCCCCGGUGAACCUCCCCCCGGCUCCAGCAUGGUGCGAGUUAAAAAGCUGUUUCCCGGUCAACCGGCCGCAGAGAGCGGUCGCAUCAACGUGGGCGACAUCAUCAUGCGGGUCAAUCAAACGCCCCUGAAAGGACUCUCGCAACAUGAGGUGAUAUCAGCUUUACGAGGAACAGGUCAGGAGGUGACUUUACUCCUCUGUAGACCUGAACAUGGUAUUCUUCCUGAGAUGGACCAUUCAGCCGUGACACCCAUGCCAUCCCCCCGAAAGCAGGUGCUGACCCAGGUAGAGCCGAGCCCGAGCAUAGGCAGGAAGGCCUCUCCGCCGGCUCUGCAGGCCAAUAGGAUUCAGGGCGCCGUGGAGGAGGCCCUGGAGAGGCUGCUGAUCAAAACCCCCGGCCGACGUAACAGCUACAGCGACAGCACAGACGGGGAUGAGGAGGUGGAGGAAGCCUUCAGCCCGAGCGCCAUGGAGCACAGCAGGCAGACAUGGGAGCAGAGCCUCUACCACAACCCCGGUAGCAACCUGGGAAUGGGACGCUACGACAGCACCGGUCACCUGGACGAGAUCGCUCACUCAGCCUUCUACUCCCCAAACAUGCAAAGAUCAGACCUCAGCCACAGGCAUCCAUCAUCCCCUGUCACAACUGAUCUGGAGUCCCCCUCCCUACCGAUGCUGUCCUCCCACUCUGCCCCAAGCCCUGAUCCACUACCUCCUCCACUGCCUCUGCCCUUAAACCUCACCAUGUCUGGCAAUGGACAGGACAUAGAGGAGUUUGUUCCGGAGGUUGAGCUGAGUGUGUCCUUGAUGAAGUCUGAAAAGGGCAGCUUAGGCUUCACCCUCACCAAAGGUAAUGAUCAUGGCUGUUACAUCCAUGACAUCGUCCAGGAUCCAGCCAAGUCAAAUGGACAACUCAGGCCUGGAGACAGAAUGAUUAUGGUGAACGACACAGAUGUGAGUAGCAUGGGUCACACUGAAGUGGUCAACCUGGUGCGUGCUGCCCCUCGGUUAGUUGAUUUAACUGUGGGGAGGGUCCUGGAGGCUCCCAAACCCCCCAUUGAAGCCCACUUGCUGCCGGACAUCUGUUUCAAGGACAACCAAGAACCACUGGGUUUGGUUCUGGACGGCGGCAGCGACAGCGUGUAUGGAGUCUUGUUUGUAAAAGACGUCCUGCCAGGAUCACCGGCCUUCAACGAAGGCAGCCUGAAACCACUCGAUUUAAUCCACUACAUCAGCGGCGCUCCCACCCAGGACCUGACACUCAGCGAGAACGAGAGGCUGCUGGAGCUCUCCCUCGACGACCUGACGCUCAAGGCCACAAGGGAUGGAAAGCCUGUUUUUCCAUCUGGGCAGAAAGGUUUCUAUUUUCAUGACAACAUCAGCCCCAAGGUUUCAUCCGGCAUGAAUGGUUUUCUUACAGAGGAGGAAUCAAGAGAUACAGAGGGUCUCGCAGCACUUUGUCCCUUAGAGGAGGAAAUUAUACAGCUGGAUCUGGACAAGCCGCAGGCCGGAGGUCUGGGUUUCUCUGUGAUCGGGGGGGAGAGGGGGAUCUUUGUGAAAUCCAUCACUCCAGGAGGGAUAGCAGAGUCCUCGGGGCAACUGCAAGUGGGAGACAGGCUGCUGAAAGUGAAUGAAGAGCUAAUGACAGGUGUGUCCCACACCAAGGCCGUCACCACCAUCCGUAAAGCUAAAGGCCUGGUGCAUCUCAUAGUGUCCAGACCGCCAGACCAGAGCCCAAACACAUACCUCGCCUAUCUGCCCAUCAACUCUGACAUGUGCAAUGAAAACACAGAUCUGAGCGAGGACAGUGGGGUGAAGACGAAGCUGGGUUCUCCUCACGAUGAGAUGAAAUCUGGCGGCUUCCCUCCCAUACCACCAAUAGACUAUGAAGAUGAUCCGGCGCAGAGGAGGGAGGCGGAGCACAGUGCAGAUUUCUCUGAGGACACAGACUGUGAUGGCUCUUCUCUACCUGAAGACUCCCCUGAGAGUUCAAGAAAAGCGGAAUGGCAAGAGGAGAGUGUUGACGACCCAAGAAAUGAAAAAAUAAACAGCUAUCUGCAAAUGAGCGCUGGACAGCCAGAGGAGGAUGAAAUCACAUGGGGAAGUGAUGAAUUGCCGAUUGAGAACUUGAACUCCAAAUCAAGAGAGGACGGGCCAAUCAUCACAGAGGACGAGCUGACCUCUCUGCCGCUGGUCAAAGUGGUGCCUGACGGCCAGUACACGGGACCGAAGCUCAACACGGUGGUCCGCAUGAUGAGGGGCCUCCUGGAGCAGAAGGUCCCGCUGCAGGAGUUUGAGAAUCUUCAAAACCUCCAGCCACUGGAUGACUGUUUAAUAGGUCAGACGAAGGAGAACAAGAAGAAGAAUCGCUACAAGAAUAUCGUUCCCUUUGACACCACUCGAGUUAUGCUGGGCAACGACGGGGGCUACAUCAACGCCAACUUUGUCAACAUGCCGGUGAAGGAUGAGAACUUCAUGUACAUCGCCUGCCAGGGACCUUUGCCCACCACUCUGGGCGACUUUUGGCAAAUGGUUUGGGAGCAGAAGUCCAACGUGAUCGCCAUGAUGACCCAAGAGGUCGAGGGCGGCAAGGUGAAGUGUCAGCGGUACUGGCCGGACACCUGGAGGACGGCAGAGAUGGUGGACGACAGGUUGCAGGUCACGCUGAUCAAAGACCAGUAUCUGGACAACUUUGUCAUCCGACUCAUUGAGCUCAAAGACGUCCUGACCAAUGAGAUCCAGCUUGUGACUCAUCUGAACUACACGGGAUGGCCCGACCACGGGACGCCGUCACAGCCCGAGCAGCUGCUCACGUUUAUUUCCUACAUGAGGCACGUUCAUCGGUCGGGGCCGAUAAUCACACACUGCAGCGCCGGCAUCGGCCGUUCAGGAACCCUCAUCUGCAUAGACGUGGUUCUGGGUCUCAUCAGUAAAGAUGCCGAUUUUGAUAUUUCAGAUGUCGUCAGGAACAUGCGACUUCAGAGGCAGGGAAUGGUCCAGACAGAGGACCAAUAUAUCUUUUGCUAUCAAGUGAUCCUCUACGUCCUCAGGUGCCUUCAAGCAGAGGAAAGCAUCUCGGGAUAGGAGACGCCACAUAUCGACAACGCGUGCUGGGCGACUGUUAUCACCAGAGCAAAACUAAAAUGCAGAGUUGACACAGGCAGAAAUUGCCAAAUUUACACUACAUGUUUUUAAAAUGCCUUAAAAUGUUCGGCUCCUCGAGAGCAAAUCCUUUUAAGAAGUCUAUAUUUUUAUGUUUGCUUUUUUGAGUUUUCUCUCUUUGGCUGCUACUCCCUGUCAAUGCAUUUACGAGAACUGCUGAUUGUAUUUCCUGUUGUCACCUACAAGAGAACACUUAUGUUUUUUUUUUUUUUUCAAUUCUUGGAUAUUCUAAAAUAAUUAUAAAAGUGAUCAAUGAUCUCAUAUUUUAUGUGGAACAAAUUUGUACUUGUGUAAUAUGAAUCCUAUUUUAAUGCUGGAACAUGCCUUGACAGAAUACUUUGUCAGUAUUUGCUUUGUAAAUCUAUUUUACAGUAAUUGCUCACUGCCUUAGGUAAAUGAUGAAAUUAAAAGUGUACAUAUUCAUCUCCUGAAAAUUAAACUGGAUACAUUUUAA
Platichthys flesus (European flounder) is the source of this 8591-nucleotide messenger RNA. RefSeq names its product protein tyrosine phosphatase non-receptor type 13 (gene ptpn13). Lineage: Eukaryota; Metazoa; Chordata; Actinopteri; Pleuronectiformes; Pleuronectidae. Gene Ontology annotation, molecular function: phosphatidylinositol 3-kinase regulatory subunit binding; protein tyrosine phosphatase activity. The transcript is spliced from 49 exons. The record is from RefSeq and is a predicted model, not a curated record. Bases 320 to 8059 code for a protein of 2579 amino acids. Gene Ontology annotation, cellular component: cytoskeleton; nucleus; cytoplasm. Gene Ontology annotation, biological process: peptidyl-tyrosine dephosphorylation.